Molecule: messenger RNA, 348 nt
Organism: Cladocopium goreaui
Lineage: Eukaryota; Dinophyceae; Suessiales; Symbiodiniaceae
Source: the annotation of a GenBank genome assembly
AUGAGUGAGGCAGUCAGAACAGCUGCAGUCGCCAAGCAGCCGCGACGCUGUUGGAAGUUGUUUUUUCGCUGCCAUUUGGCCCAGAUGUUGGGUGUGUGGCCUGCCAAAAGGCAGGCCCAAGAGAGGGAUGGUCAACUGGGAGAAGGUCACCUGAUCCGGCAGCUGGUUCGAAAAUUGCGACCCGGUGGACGGGCCUGGUUUGGCGGGAACGUGCCAAGCAGCGCGAUUAACAUCGGCAACGAACCCUUCAGGAGAAGAGACUGGAAGCGGUGUUUAAUCUCCUUGGCUCAAGUGAGGCACUUGGAAUCCGAACGACUAAAAACGGACUUUUUUUACUGCAUGUCCUGA